UAAAUCAGCCCCGUGACCCUAAGGCGGCGUUGCCGAGGCUUCGGGCUCGGCGGGUGCAGCGCGGCACCUCCCUUAGCCCGGGCGUGGGGGGGUGCGGCGCCUGCGGGUGAUGCGGGAAUUGGGUGCUGGUAUAGAAAGUGGAAUAGCUCUUAUUUAAGAUAGAGCUAAAUUUCAUCUGAGUAACUGUAUAUUUUGAAAGUUAGACAGAAUGUUCCUCUGAUAACGUGUUUUCUUUCAGACGAUGUUUUUCCAGACGUUAGAAUCCUAGAACGGUUUGGGUUAGAAGGGAUCUUAAAGAUCAUCCAGUUCCAACCCCGUGCGGUGGGCAGCGACACCUCCCACUGGAUCAGCCUGCUCAUACCCCACCCAGCCUGGCCUUGAACACCUCCAAUAGUCACUCUUUGGAGAUCAUAGAAUAGUUUGGGUUGGAAGGGACCUCAAAGAUCAUCUAGCUCCAACCCCCCUGCCAUAGGCAGGGACACGUCUCACUAGAUCAGGCUGCCCAAGGCCCCAUCCAAGCUGGUCCUGAACACCUCCAGGGAUGGGGCAUCUACAGCUUCUCUGGGCAACCUGUUCCAGUGUCUCACCGCUCUCAUGGUGAAGAAAUUCCUCCUUAUAUCUACCCUAAAUCUGCCCUUCUACAGUUUAUACCCAUUCCCCUCAUCCUAUCACUACAAGAUAACACUGCCUUGUGUGAGGCGUGAUCUGUGCUGAACAGAUGUCUCUUCUGUAAUCACCUCUGUAUGUAGUCUUUCCCGAUCUCAAAUGGAAGGCCAAGCAGAGAGGUGGCUCCAAAGCUCCAAAUUAGCAAGAAUUUUGACUGGUAUGAAGUUCAUAAUAGUGUGAAAAUUAGUCUUUGGAAAGUAAUAGAAAAUGCGUAAGAUUUCUGGGGAAACUUAUACACACGCAUGUAAGUGGGAAAUACAUUCUGUAACUGGCUCUUGUCUGGUUGCACGUCAUUGAGGGAGAUCAGUCCCUCACGUUUCCCAGGCCUGAUAAAGGAUACUCGCUUUCUAGAUCCCCAAAAUGAGUGUUGGAGAGUUUAUUUGUCAGCAGUUUUGGUAUCAGUCGGACCACUGCUUUUGAGGUGGACAGGGUGCUCCCAAAGUGGUGGGGCAGCAGGCCAGCUAAGGAGUUGCAGCGGGAGCAGGCUGGUUUGGCUUUUGAGUUUUUUGGUUUUUUUCAGUCAGGAGCAUUCUAUGCGUUUCUUCACCAGUCUGAACAGUGACAUUGUCUAUAGAGCUUUGUUGUAUCCUUCAUAGUUGGUGCUGUCCCAGGCUUUGCUUCCUGCCUCAACUUUCUCUUAUCUUCUUUGUCUUAAUUUUUCGUUGUAGCUGGCCCCCACACUCAUGGGGAAAUAUGUAUAAGGAUAGCAACUGUAGUGUUCCUUCUUAGAAAAGAGGAUACUGCAAUUCUUGCAAGUACAAGGUUUAAAUCUGACCUCAUUCAAUAGUUAGCUUUAGAGUAAAGUUGGAAGAGCUGUUAAAGCAUAGAAAAAAAAAAAAAAAACCAUGAAAAUUGAAGAUAAUAGAACAUAGGUUUUAGCAAAGCUAGACCAAGCCAAAGAGGGAGGACUUUGUGGUGGGAUGAUCUUGGUGGUUCCGCUUAGAUGCUUCCCUACAGAGCAUGUGAGGGAGUAAAAUACAGACUCUGUAGACAGAUUCAACAUGCAGUUUGGCUGCCAAACUGUAACAUCUUUAUACUGAAGAGUGUCUGGAAAAUAAUAUACGUGGAUUUCAAACCCAAGAUGGCUCAGAAGCGGAGUUCAAGUGGUCGAUCAUUCCCAUUGCUGCUAUUGAUUAUUGUGGCCUUUGUUCAUUUAACUGUCUGUCCUUUUACAAAAGUGGAGGAGAGCUUUAACCUACAGGCUAUCCACGAUGUAGUGUACCACCAACUGGACUUGGAUAAGUAUGACCACCAUGAAUUUCCCGGAGUUGUUCCAAGAACGUUCCUUGGACCAAUAUUUAUUGCGGCUCUUUCCAGCCCAGCUAUAUAUGUACUUUCUGUCCUAAGAAUGUCAAAGUUUUACUCCCAGCUGAUAGUCCGAGGAAGCUUGGGGCUCAGUGUGAUUUACACAUUAUGGAAGUUGCAGAAAGAAGUUAGAAAACAGUUUGGAGCAACUACAUCAACAGUCUUCUGUCUCAUCACUGUUACUCAGUUUCAUUUCAUGUUUUACUGUACACGAACCCUCCCUAAUGUGUUUGCACUUCCUUUUGUGCUCUUGGCAUUGACGUAUUGGAUACAGCAGAAGCAAAGGCCGUUCAUUUGGUUCUCAGCUUUGGCAAUUAUAGUCUUCAGAUCAGAGCUCUGCAUAUUCCUAGGCCUCAUGCUCCUCGUGACAUUAUUAACUAAAAGAAUCUCCAUAUUCAAGGUGUUUUCCCAUGCUGUUCCUGCUGGCAUAUUUUGGUUAGGGGUAACUGUUGCUGUGGAUUCUCUAUUUUGGAGGCAACUUGUGUGGCCUGAGGGGAAAGUGCUCUGGUAUAACACAAUUUUAAACAAAAGUUCCAGCUGGGGAACCUCCCCCUUCUUGUGGUAUUUCUACUCUGCUCUGCCUCGUGCUUUGGGAUGCAGCAUUAUAUUUGUACCUUUAGGUGUAGCAGAAAAGAGAACUCGGAUACUACUUUUGCCUGCGCUGGGCUUUAUUUUCUUAUAUUCGUUUCUCCCACACAAAGAGCUGCGUUUUAUCAUAUAUACUUUCCCUGUCUUCAACAUAGUGGCUGCUAAAAUGUGCUCACGAAUUCUGAAUAACUACCGGAAAUCUUGGCUGUACAAACUUGGAUCUUUCUUUGUUAUAAUGCACCUUCUAGUUAAUGCUGCUUAUUCAGGAACAUCUUUAUAUGUUUCACAUUUCAAUUAUCCUGGAGGAGUGGCAAUUCAGAAAUUGCAUGAGUUGGUACCUUCAACAGCAGACGUCUCUGUUCAUAUUGAUGUGGCUGCAGCACAAACAGGAGUUUCUCGGUUUCUAGAAAUCAAUUCAGAUUGGAGGUAUGACAAAAGAGAAGAUGUAAAACCAGGAGACCAGUUGAUGUUUUCUUACACACACAUACUGAUGGAAACAAACCCUCUUCAAAUAUCACAUUACAAGACAACCCACAGGCCACUGGCAAAUAUACCUGGCAUCAGUACAAUUGGGCUGAACCUUACUGCACUACCUCCUUUUACUUUAAACUUGAAACCAAAAUUAGUACUGUUGGAAAAACUUCCUCUGUCAUCUUGACGGUGAAUUUUAAGUACGUCUUUUGAUGUAAUGUUGCUGAUGACUGAAUCGUCUAAGACAGCAGCAAAUUGUCAUUCCAGCACUGCAAUUCAGCCGCUGUGGAAAGGCAUGGAAAACCUGUUUACCAAUCGAUAUUUAGCUUUGUCAUGUUCCUUACAUAAAUAUUGCAAUGCAUUCCUAGUCAGCAUAUACUAAAAUAGCAAGUUGUAUUGUUAGAUGUUUGAGAGAGGCUACCAAAAGUUUAGUGGUAUUCAGUAAAACCUGUUUCCUGGGUUUGGGUAGCUGUCUGUUUCAUAACGUAGCGCAGGCAUGUCCUAAUUGUCCUAUACAAGAUACAUAAUGGAACAGGUUUGUGCUACGGCAAUAAUUUGAUAUGUAAUCUUAUGUGUGCAAAGAUUUAUUACUUGAUGUAUCUGCAGAAUUGUAACCCCCUCAGCUGUCAGGCUGCCCGUGUGAAACUUAAUGAUGUUAUCAACAUAUAGGAAAGCCAUACUCAUUGUAGCUUCAUCACAAUACCUAAUUGUGCCCUGUAGGCUACCAAACUAAUUAAAGUGAAAGUCACUUAAAAAGCAGUCGGACCUCUUGACAAGCACUGUCUCGUAACAGAUUUGAGUAUUAAAGGAUGGUUAUCUUUAUUCCAAAAGUUCAUGAAUAAGCAGCAACUUGGAUUUCACAGGAAAAAAGAAUUUUUAAAAUGUUGUUUCCCUCUUCUGCUGUAAUGAUACUAUCUUAAUUUGCAGUGCAAAAAUUUACCUAUGAAAAUAUUCACUUGGAUACACUUUAAGAAGAUAGGUGCUGUUUUGCUUUUUUUUUUUAUUUUUAUUAAAUAGUCCCUUUGGAAAGGAAUAAUCUAACGUGCCAUGUGUUGAAUUCUGUAAACUAGAAUAAAAUAAGCAUGCUCUGUAGUCUGUUUGUUUAGAUGAUUUUGUUAAGAGUGUCUGACUAGAUUGCUGAAUAGAAUGAGGGAAGGGAUAAAUAAGGGAAAAAAGAGUUUUGGUCAGGGCCAGUUAUAAUAUGACAGGAGCUCCAUUAAUGUAAAAAGUCAGCAUUGCUGAAGGAAUCAAGGGCAGAAAACUAUUCCUUCAUGACUGAAAACUUGAGUAAAAAAAAGCUUAUUAAUAAA
Messenger RNA from Cuculus canorus (common cuckoo), 4340 nucleotides. It is a transcript of the gene ALG12, whose product is annotated as ALG12 alpha-1,6-mannosyltransferase. The record is from RefSeq and is a predicted model, not a curated record. Gene Ontology annotation, cellular component: endoplasmic reticulum membrane. Gene Ontology annotation, biological process: protein N-linked glycosylation. Gene Ontology annotation, molecular function: alpha-1,6-mannosyltransferase activity. NCBI's taxonomy places the organism in Eukaryota, Metazoa, Chordata, Aves, Cuculiformes, Cuculidae. The coding region runs from base 1610 to 3217 and encodes 535 amino acids. The transcript is spliced from 10 exons.